Messenger RNA from Physella acuta, 1109 nucleotides. Its product is annotated as collagen alpha-6(VI) chain-like. Lineage: Eukaryota; Metazoa; Mollusca; Gastropoda; Physidae. The record is from RefSeq and is a predicted model, not a curated record.
AGUUAAUGCGCUUCGAAAUUUAAGAAAGACAAAAAAAAGAGAAGAAAAUGUGGGUGUUUACUUUUGCAAAAGUGUUGAUCCUGCAAUCAUUAUUAGUUAACGCUUACAAUGCUGACCUCAGAUGCCCAGACAACACACAAGUUGACGUGACGUUUUUUAUCGACUACGUCAACUGUGCUGGUACCGUGAACUGGAACAAGGCGCUCCAGUUUGUGGUUGACGUCAUCAAACAGUACAAGAUCGGACCCAAUGACGCCAGAUUUGCUGCUGUCGGUUACGUUAAGGGCGCUGUCACGUUGUAUGACAUCAGGAGUUUGACCGAUUAUGCUGCUUUUGAAAAGGCUUUGAAAGGACCAGGAAGCCAAAAUGGCCCAGCCCUGACUGAUCAAGUCUACAACACCAUUUUGGGAUGGAACAUGUUCUCUAACAAGGAGACAGCAAGAAAAUCUGCUCAAAGCGUCGCCGUUUAUAUCGCUGAUGGUUCCUCGGCUUAUUUCAACAAGUCGACCAACCCGUUGAAGAGCCUUAACGUAAAGAUUGUCACCAUUGGUAUUGGCAGUAGCGUAUCUGUGCCAGGCCUCAAAGCUCAGUCCUCGUCCCCUGAUGACGCUCUACUGACCGCAAGUUUUGACACCUUGUCUGACCUGAAAAACAAAAUUAUACAAAGGACCUGUGGGGCAAGUUGUGUUGCCUACCCAGGGGUCACCCUUCAAACUUACACCAACUUAACUAACCAGGACUGCUUUAAAAAAUGUUUAGCGAGUCGCCAAUGUUUUUCGUAUCUCUACAAACUUGGCACGAAAUGUGAUCUAAUGUUGAUGUCUGGAGCUGCAGUUGACACAGCUAAUAAUGAAGUGGAGGUGAAUCCGUAUAUCAGCUGUAUCUCAAACGCAGGUGACUGUUUGGUGUAUUCGUUUCUUCGUCCAUCAGUGGCGACUUUUGGUAGUCACAAGGAUUGUUUCAACUCUUGCGUAUCAAAUCCUAAAUGUCUAGGAUAUUCCUAUUCCAAGCAAUCCAAAUAUUGUGGUCUUACCACCUUAAAUGGAACAGUGAUUGACACAAAAUCUGACAAAUCAACAUCAGGUUAUUUUCGCUGUUAAAUGCCUUGA